AUGGCCAUCCUCCUCCUGGUCACCAUUUCCAUCGCCGUCUCAACCCCAUCCGCCCAAGCCCAACCACCAACCAACUGGGCCAAAAGGCUCGACUCCGGCCACGGGCCCGAAGCCAUCACCAAUCUCCAGUUCUACUUCCACGACAUCCCCAGCGGCAGCAACCCUGUGAGCGGAAGAAACCCGACCGCGGUUCAGAUCAUCAAACCCGCAUCCGGCUCGUCCGGGUUCGGCCAGGUCAACGUGGCGGACGAGCCGCUGACCGUGGGCCCCGACGCGAGCUCCAAGGUCGUGGGCCGGGCCCAGGGGAUGUACGGGGUGGCGAGCCAGAGCAUGACCGACAUGGCGCUGCUGAUGGUCCUGAGCUACGGGUUCACGGACGGCCCGUACAAGGGCAGCUCGCUCAGUAUCGUGGGCCGGAACCCGGUUAUGAGCCCAACCCGGGAGCUGCCCGUGCUGGGCGGGACGGGGGUUUUCCGAAUGGCGCGCGGAUACGCGCUCAUGAAGACGGUGUCGGUUAAUGCCGCGGGGGAUGCCGUUGUGCAUUAUAACGUCACGGUGUAUACGCCGGCUUCCAACGGGAAUAAUGGGCCGACUUCGCCGAGCUCCACCGCUGCAGGCGGCGGAGGGAGCACGAGGACUUCUUCUUCUUCUUCUUCUUCGCCGGCGACGAUGGCCGGUAGACAGGGGUGGCUCGUUAGCUUUGUUGUGGCUUGUGCCGCUUUCAUUUGUUUACUCUUAUAG
Messenger RNA from Linum tenue, 741 nucleotides. The record is from the annotation of a GenBank genome assembly. Lineage: Eukaryota; Viridiplantae; Streptophyta; Magnoliopsida; Malpighiales; Linaceae.